GCGGGGCGGGAGAGCUCGAGGCGAUGGCGCGCGGCAGCAGGAGCGUGGGGCGGCCCGCGGCGGCACCGGCACCGGCCAGCCCCCCCCCGGCGGCCCCGGUGCCGGCGGCGCAGCCCGCACAGCCCGGUCUGAUGGCGCAGAUGGCGAGCACGGCGGCCGGCGUGGCCGUGGGCUCCGCCGUGGGACACGUCGUGGGCAGCGCCCUCACCGGCGCCUUCAGCGGCGGCUCCUCCGAACCGGCCAAGGCGGCGGCUCCCGCGCAGCAGCCCGUGUUCCAGCAGCCCAACUACGGCCCCUGCCACUAUGAGAUGAAGCAGUUCCUGGAGUGCGCCACCAACCAGAGGGACCUGACCUUGUGCGAGGGCUUCAACGAGGCGCUGAAGCAGUGCAAGUACAGCAACGGUGUUUCUUCUCUCCUGUGAAGGAUGUGUCCUCUUGCAGGGAAGAGGAGCCUGGUGUAGAGCCCUGCUGCCUGUAGGCAGCGGGAGGAUGGACGGGGAGCGAGCCUGAGGGAACAGAUGAGCCAGACAGGAGUCUUGUAGUGGUAACUCACUUCUAGACUAGUAGGGGAGAGAAGGAAUGGUUGGAGCUGUGAGACUGGAGUUCAGCUAGUGUUGUAUUUAUUGCAGAAAAAUAAAGGAGUUUAUUUGGACCUAUCA
Pezoporus flaviventris is the source of this 659-nucleotide messenger RNA. RefSeq names its product coiled-coil-helix-coiled-coil-helix domain containing 10 (gene CHCHD10). Gene Ontology annotation, cellular component: mitochondrion; nucleus. The coding region runs from base 24 to 422 and encodes 132 amino acids. NCBI's taxonomy places the organism in Eukaryota, Metazoa, Chordata, Aves, Psittaciformes, Psittacidae. The record is from RefSeq and is a predicted model, not a curated record. The transcript has 4 exons. Gene Ontology annotation, biological process: mitochondrion organization.